Botrytis porri is the source of this 1090-nucleotide messenger RNA. RefSeq lists its product as uncharacterized. Bases 282 to 584 code for a protein of 100 amino acids. The record is from RefSeq and is a predicted model, not a curated record. Lineage: Eukaryota; Fungi; Ascomycota; Leotiomycetes; Helotiales; Sclerotiniaceae. The transcript has 2 exons.
UACAUGGCACUCCUGCAUUAUGACAUACAUAUAUACACACUCUGAUAUCUACUGAAAGUUCUUGAUACUGUAAUGUGAUAUCAUACUCAGAGCAGAUCUCAGCAUACUUAUCAAUUCUUAUAUCUCGAAUCAAUUCGUUGCCAAAUUGAAGCAACGUUGCUUGUUAUCAAAUACUUUUUCACCUAGGAGCGUCUCUGUCAUAUUUGUUUACUUAUUCGGGUUGGAUUCGAAUACUUAAGUAGAUAAAUGAACAAGGCUUGAUCAAAAUUAUCAAACACACCAUGGCGAAAUCAUCAAUCUCGUCCUCAUAUUCAUCUACAUCAUCAUCUUCCUCCUCAGCAUAUAAUGUAGGACCCUCAAAACCAUCCUCCUCAACCUCAUCCUCAAGCGCUCACCCUCCAUCCUACAAAAUUCUCUCCACCCUAAUCUUUCCAAACACCCCUCAAAAACAUCACACCGUUGGUCGAGGCACUCCCGGCAACGGCAUCACUCCUUGGAUGAACAGUGGUGAUCUAAGAAUUCUAGGGGGACGAAGAGGAAAAUUGGAUCAAGUGGAUCCGGAGAGUUUGACAAGUUUUUGUUGAUCUUUCGCUAUGUAAAUUAUUCUUCGCGAUGCGGAAGACGAUUGUGGAGAUGAGUAGUUGGAUCAUGGGAAAGAGGGGAAAGUUACGAAUGUAUGAAUUCUACGAGCAACGGUCUGGAGUUAUGCAAAUGGGAAGGAAAGGAAUGGAAAGGAAUGAAAAGGAAAGGGAAAACUCGGGGAAAAGAGAUGGAAAAGUGUUUAUUCGGUGCAUCGCAUUAUUCGGAAGGGCGUUCUAUAAUCUAGCUUGAAGCUUCGCAUUAUCAGGUUUAGGUUUUCGGGUUACUUUUGGAGAGGGUAUGCUCCAUGCAUAUUUUCACGUUUGGAUUUGGAUCGAAGUUUUGGAUGGAUGGACGGAUGGAUUAGCGAGGAAUUUGGAAACUGGGAGGUAUUUCUAUGCUUCAAAUAAUUAAUGAUGAAGAAAGAUACCCUGGACUAUUCAAACUCAUUGCAUAAUUUUAUAUAUAUGAGAGAAGUCUUCCGUUUAUUUAUUUAUCCGUUUCUUUGCAA